Messenger RNA from Seriola aureovittata, 4868 nucleotides. Its product is annotated as sortilin-like. Gene Ontology annotation, molecular function: protein binding. Gene Ontology annotation, cellular component: Golgi apparatus; membrane. NCBI's taxonomy places the organism in Eukaryota, Metazoa, Chordata, Actinopteri, Carangiformes, Carangidae. The transcript is spliced from 20 exons. The record is from RefSeq and is a predicted model, not a curated record. Gene Ontology annotation, biological process: Golgi to endosome transport; endocytosis; vesicle organization. Bases 1 to 2526 code for a protein of 841 amino acids.
AUGAUUUUGGGGAUGAGGGGGGCAUGUGGAGCCAACUGUUGGGCCAGGCAAGUUUCUUCGCUGAAUCCAAAGUUGGGGAGUCUUCUUGUGAACAUGUUCUCCGUAUUUUGCAUUGUGGCGCUCGGGCUGAUGUCUGCUGCGCGCGGCAGAGAUUUGCAAGAGGGAGAAAACCUGUCAGGUUUGAAGAGGCUGCAGAGGGAGUUUGGCAGGGAUGAGGAGCCACAUAGUUUAGAGAGGUCCGACCUCUCGAAACGCAGCGCUGGACUGAAUGGACAGACAUGUACAGCUCUGCAUGGAGUAGAGUCAACCCUGCAAAACAACACCCAUACUUUCACCUUCAAAGUGAGGACCAUGGGUUCACUGUCGCUGGCCUGGGUGGGAGAUGGAUCAGGGGUGCUGCUGGUGUUGACAACAUUUCAGGUGCCGUUGUUCAUGAUGCGCUUCGGUCAGUCUAACCUCUACAGGAGUGAAGACUACGGGAAAACCUUUAAAGAUGUGACUCACCUGAUCAACCACACCUUCAUCCAGACUGAGUUUGGCAUCGCCAUCAGCCCUGACCACUCUGGGAAGGUGAUCCUGACUGGUGAUGUGUCAGAAAUGGGGGGGUUUCGACUGUUUCGCUCUCAGGACUUCGGCCUCACAUUUGUUCCAACCGAUCUGCCCUUUGAGCCCCUCAUUCAGAUGCUGUACAACCCAGGAGACAGCAACGCACUUCUGACACUCAGUAUCACGUUGGACCUGUGGCUGUCUGAGGACUUUGGCGCCACCUGGAGGAAGAUCCAUGACAGUGUGUGUCUGGUCAGAUGGGGUCCUAAGAACAGCAUCUAUUUUACAACAAACUACAAUGGAUCAUGCAAUGAUAAAGGAAUGUUAGAGUUAAGGAAAACAGCGGACUAUGGUCGAAGUUUCCAGACCAUUGCGACAAGAGUUUACUCCUUUGUAUUGGGAGGAAGAUUUGUAUUUGCUUCUAUCAUGACUGGCACGGGAACAGAGCGUAUGAUCCAUGUGUCAGUGGACGGAGGUGAAGUGUGGAACAUGGCUCAGCUUCCUACAGUCAACCACGAGCAGUUCUACUCCAUCCUGGCAGCCAAUCAGGACAUGAUCUUCAUGCAUGUGGACGACCCCGGAGACUCCGGGGUUGGAACCAUCUAUGUGUCAGAUGACAGAGGAACCGUAUUCUCUAAGUCUCUGGAGCGCCAUCUCUACACAACCACAGGAAGUGACACCGACUUCACCGUCAUUACUUCACUCAGGGGCGUCUACAUGACCAGUGCACUCACAAAGGAUGGUGCAGUGGAGACAGUGAUCACCUUUGACCAAGGAGCAAGGUGGCAGACACUGCGCAGACCACAGAACAGCCACUGUGACACUGAGACCUCCACCAACAGGCCAAACAGAUGCAGACUUCACAUCCACGCCUCCUACAGCACCACCAUGAAGAUGAACGUCCCCAUGCUGCCUCUCUCACAGCCCAAUGCUGUGGGCCUCAUUCUGGCUCACGGCAGCGUUGGAGAUGCGGAGUCAGCUCUCUCCCCUGACAUGUACGUGUCUGAUGACGGCGGCUACUCGUGGCUGUUGGCCCUCAGGGGCCCUCAUCACUAUGCCAUCCUGGACUCUGGAGGCCUGAUAGUGGCUAUGGAGCACACCAACUCACCUGUCAACCAGAUCAAGUUUUCAACAGAUGAGGGGCAGUGCUGGCACACAUAUAACUUCACCAGCGAUCCACUUCACUUCAGCGGUAUGGACAGUGAGCCCGGCUCUCGCUCCAUGAACGUCAGCCUGUGGGGCUACAGGAACGACUUCAGUAAAUGGGUGGUGAUCACCAUAGACUUCAGGAAGCUCCUCACCAGAGACUGUAAUGAAGGGGACUAUGUGCAGUGGCUGGCUCACUCUGCAGACCCCAGUGGAUCUAAUGACGGCUGUGUGCUGGGCUAUAAAGAGACCUUCUUGCGCCUGAGGAAAGACUCCGUCUGCUGGAAUGGGAGGGGCUAUGGUGCCACCAAGAAGCUGUCCCCCUGUCCAUGUACAGUGGAUGAUUAUCACUGUGACUUUGGAUAUUACCGACCGGAGAACAGCUCGGAGUGUGUGGAGCAGGAGGAGAUGAAGGGCCGUCCUCUGGAGUUCUGUUUAAAUGGGACCACUGAACAACUACAGACCAGUGGCUAUCGGAAGAUUCCAGGAGACCAGUGUGAGGGAGGUUUCCAGCCAGACAGGAAGGAGACCGACCUGAGGAGGAUGUGUACCAGCAACGCCCUUUAUCCAAAUUCUCUGACUGAGACCAGUUCACCGAACGCUGCUGUCAUAGUGAUGGUUGUCAUAGCGGUCCUUCUGACGAGUGCUGUCGCAGGUGUUUGGCUGGUUAAGAAAUACGUCUGUGGAGGACGGUUUCUCGUGCACCGAUACUCUGUAAUGAGGGAACAUGUUGAAGCUAAUAAGAUCGAAGGAGUAGAUGAUGUUGACUCUCACUACAUGGAGACAGGAAAAGCACAGUACAACGAGGAUUCAGAUCAGGACCUCUUAGAAUAAGGCUCCUCAAGACUAAAUGUAACACAGUCUUUCAUGAUGCCUGGGCAUUCCUGUUGCUCCCACAUGCUGAUUAACAUCUGCUUCUCACUUCUCGCUAUCCCCUGGUGGCUGGAGGACUCAGCAAGCAGCGGGGCGACUUCUCAUAUUGUUUCCUUGUACCAGUUGAGGCUCCCACAAAAAGGCAAAAACUGUUGGUUUGGGGAGGGAUAAACCCAGCGCAGAACAGAUGAAAGCCUCUGGGUUCCCUGGAGAGCUUUUGUUGUUUCUGUCACAAAGAGUUCUGUAAAGGCCGCUGAGUCUGAAUAUGUGCUCUGUAUGUUUCCUUUCAUGCUGACCCGAGAAGCGAUGGCCUUCCAUAUCGAGAUGCACUGCAGAACCGCAAUACGACUUGGAUAUAUAGGCUGGAUAUAGGCUGGAUAUAUAGACUUACAGAAUUUUUUUUAUUAAGAGCUAGGGAACAGCCAAGCAACAGAACACAGAAAAUUAUCGCCAGUAUUUUAGCUCAAAGAUGUUGUCUGCUGUCAGUUACGUAGUUUUUGUACUCAAUAGAUUUAAAUGUGCAAGAUACAGUCCUGUUGUGUAUGGUGGGCCAAUUUAACAUUCAUUUUGUCAGUUUCACCAGUCACUAAAUCUAGGCUAAGACAACUCACUAUUCUUGAAUGACUUUUCAUAAACUAGCCGUUUAGAAAUUUGCAGUUUCCACUGUAAUGGUGCAAUUAUGUAAUGGUAAAACCUGACGAGAUUUUAAUAGAAUCCCAUCAGGCACUUUGAUACUAAUCUUUCAAUACACAAAUCGUUUCUUCUUUCUUUUUUUUUUAAACUAAUAACAGUAAUAACUUAAAUAAAGACCAUUCUAUCUUAUUUCACAUCACUUUAACUAUUAAAGUUAGAUAAUAUAUAAUAAUUACAAAUAUUUGAAUAGUCCAAUAUUAUUGUUCUUGUCAACAUUUUAGUUUUUAUCAUUGUAAUUGUUAAAUAGUUUAAAUUGAUGAACAAGUCAGACUAAAAUAUAAUAGUAACCAGAACAUAAAAUAAGUACAAAUACAAGCCGACUGCCAGUGCUUACUUCAGAACACCUUGUAAAUGUUUUAGCUACAAGAAGAAGAAACAAUCAGAUGUUAGGCUGUAGUUUUUAGUGCUAAGUGAAACUUUUGGAAUAAAUGUUGAAAGAGUCUACCAUUAUUGCGAAGUUAUAAAAUGUAAACAGUUUUUUAUACAGUGCAGCUUCAUACAGCCAAUAUGUUAUAUUCCCCUGUAUGUGUGGUGAAAAUGAAAGACUUGAAUUAUUGCCAAAGCACUUUUAUUGUUUAGUUGUCUAAUUUCAGAGGUGAGGUUACAGAGGUGAAAAUUAACCUUAUCCCAGCAUUAUAUGAGUAUGACGGUAACACUAAUGCAAACCCUUUACUUGAACUUUCUGAUGUUUUUAUUUCUCAACUGGAUGCAUCAACAUGUUGCUGUUGUGUUAUUUUUUGUUUUUAUACCAAUACGAAUAUGCAUUUGUCUAAUGAUCUCAAUGCAGGUGCAGGCAUAGUAAUCAAGUAAAGAGCAUACUACCUUUUUUCUUUUACUAAUAUGACAUUAGUAAAACAGUUACAAAAUGCCUUGUCCACAAUCAGCUAAAUAUUAGCAGCGUAAAUGUCGAGAGAAAUAUACUCAUAACUGCUUUUUGAAGCUACUAUUAGGCAGCAUUUGUAGCUUUUUGGUGUAUUGGUGUAUCCAAAAUAAAUAAUCACUCACAGAUGUUGCAAAAUAUCCACAAUACCAGAACAAACUCGUCAGUUAAAUGUAUGUGGUGGCCAUAAAGAACUUUAUUCUGUUCAUUGAAUUAGCUAUAAUUUCCCUUUUUAGAAGAGGUGUUGGCUGGCUACCAUUUCUAUUAUCUGCAAUGUAAGAACUGUAACUUGUGACACGUGCAGGGCUUAUGGCCAAUGCUUGUCUUCUCCAGCAGAGGCAAUAAUAUCCCAGCGAAUAAGCUAUUGUAAUAAGCUGGCCUAAUGUAGAGGCAUAUUCUCAAGGACUGUUGGGUGGAAAAUUCAUAUGCUUGAUGCUUCUUUAUUUACACAACUGUCAGUAAGAACAAACCCAGCUAUGUACUGGAUUCAAUGAUUUAUUUUUGCACUGUAUCUACAGAGCUGUGAAAAAGUUGCAUCUGUUCCUCCUUGUACAUCUGAUUUUUGUAAAGUACUAGGGCCAUGAGUUGUUAUCUUCAUUCCAUUUUUGUUUUCUUCACUGUUUGCUAGGAUAUCAGAGAUGAGUAUCUCUGAAUUAAACUAUUCUGUAGCGCAGAUGUUUUAUAACUGUUUGCAUUUAUUGAAUGAAAUAACAAUAUCUCUUUUACAUCA